Messenger RNA from Microthlaspi erraticum, 1530 nucleotides. Lineage: Eukaryota; Viridiplantae; Streptophyta; Magnoliopsida; Brassicales; Brassicaceae. The record is from the annotation of a GenBank genome assembly.
AUGGAAGUGAUGUCAUCGGACACCAACAAAGAACAUGAGAGCUUAACUUGUGGAGCGAUGUGUUUCAUUCCAAAACCCAUCAAAGUAACUGACUUACCCAAGAUUUACCAACUUGCUUUAAACUACAAGAGGAAUGGUAAGUCCGUAGUAUGGACCGAGAACAACCACAAGGACACAUAUGUUAGUGUUCCUCAGCAAAUCCAGUUGCUUUCUGAACAAGCUAAUGGCUUGAACACCAAGAAGAAGACGUGCUCAUCAAGAUCCAUGACCAGUACCAAUGGAAGUUGUGUUCGUGCCGAUAGUUCACGAAAAAGAAAAUCAAACGGUAGUUCUGGUGAUGAUGUUGAGUCUGUUUCGCAGCCCACCAAGAAGAAGAGUAAACUUACGUGGACAGAUGAGCUUCAGGACCUUUUCUUACAAGCUAUCAAACAUCUCACUCUUGAGAAGGCUGUGCCAAAGAAAAUCUUAGAGCACAUGAACGUACCAUACUUGACUAGAGAAAACGUCGCCAGCCAUUUACAGAAAUAUCGACAAUUCUUGAGGAAAGUAGCGGAACAAGGUUUGUUGAGUCUUUUGUCGAUACAGGAAAAAGACUCGAUUUUAUCUCAUGGUCCCAUAAGAGAGCCUCACUACAACUAUUGCACACCCUCCUCUACUUCUUGGUACGAAACAAGUCUUAACAAUAGAUUAUUCUAUUGUAAACCCGGACAAGGUCUUCUUGGACAGUCUAGACUCUUAUCCAACACACGUGAGCCCGUCCGGUUCAACCAAAUCCCUCACAAGUACAUGAACCAUUCAUCCACCAACGGACCACGUAGUAUUGGAUCAAACUUUACCCUUCCCAUCAAAACCAACCUCAACUUCUCUUACCAAGCAUCUCAAAACGUAGGCAGUACCUUUUUCGAACCAAGUUUGAUGGCGAACAAAACCGGCCAAUCAUCUCAAGUUCUUGGGUUUGGACAACAUGGUAAUAAUUUCAACAAUAACAUGAUGAGCAGCUAUGGAAGUUUAACUCCUAAUCAACCAGGACAUAGCCACUUCUCGUAUGGGGUGCAAUCGUUCUUAAACAAUGAGAAUUCUGCAUAUAAGACUCGAUCACAUGCCCAUGCAACUAGUCAGCCAACUUUUGAAGUUCCUCCACUAGAGAACCUAAACUUAUAUGAUGAUCUUGGCAAUACUAAUGAGCUUCCUUGCGAUACAAGUAACUUUCAGUUUGAUCACAACAAGCAACAAGGAGAAGUGGCUUCCACCACUAACUUUGACCUCCUUACAAAAUUUUCGAAUGAACUGAAUAAGAAUUUCCCUCUUGAAGAAGAUGGUGACUGGAACUGUGUUAACAUAAACCAGGGUCAUUCUAAUGUUGAAGCAUCCAACACUUUUGCUCCUCCAGAGACGACUUCUUCAAUUCCCAACAUGAACCCUAAUCAUGAUCAGGCACAAGAUGAUCCAGAUUUUAUCGACUGGUCGUUAUUUGAUCAGCAGGAUUUGGUUAACGAGUACGACGACUUCAUGGACUUCAAUUUAUUUUAG